Messenger RNA from Saccharomyces kudriavzevii IFO 1802, 3093 nucleotides. RefSeq names its product RNA-binding ribosome biosynthesis protein MAK21 (gene MAK21). The transcript has a single exon. The coding region runs from base 1 to 3093 and encodes 1030 amino acids. The record is from RefSeq and is a predicted model, not a curated record. Lineage: Eukaryota; Fungi; Ascomycota; Saccharomycetes; Saccharomycetales; Saccharomycetaceae. Gene Ontology annotation, cellular component: nucleus.
AUGGCUGAGAACAAGGACAAGAAGCUGGACUUGUCUUCAUUAAGAAGCAAGAUUUCUUCGAAAUUACAGGACAAUAGUAAUAAAAAUUCAAAGAAGGCACAAAAAAAAAAGAAUGCGAAGGACAGUUCGGAUGGAAAAAAGGUGGAUGAAGACAUACGUCGUGAAGCCUUAGCUCUGGGUGCUAGCGAAGAAGAUCUAGAAUUGAUUCAAGGAUUGAGUGACGAUGACGAUGACGCCCAUAGUGAGCAGGAAUUUGAUGCCGGCGCCGAUGAGGGUACUAACGACAAAGGGUUCAAUAACGACCUUCAGAGUUUCAUGAAGGACAUAGGAUUCGACAAGCACAAACUUGAAGAUGUAGACGAUGAAGAUGGAGAAGACCUUACUAAGUCCGAAGAACCUAAAAAAUCUGUACAAGAAAAGAAAAAUAAACAACAAAAUCACGUAGUCACAACAUCAAAAAAGCAAAGCCAACAAAAAAAUGACGUUGGUGAUGAUGAUGAAGAAGAAGAAGAAGAAGAAGAAGGAGACGAAAAAGAAGAUGCUAACCUUAGUUCAGACCAAGAAUCAGACGCAAAAUCAGCAGAAAAAGAAAAGAAAGAAGAGAAAGAUAGCGAUUUAAUUACCCAGACAACUAUUAUCUCAUCUGACAAACUAAUUAUCCCUUACGACAAACCAUGGUAUCAGAUUCCUCUGGAUUCUCCAGUUGGACAAAGUGAUGAUGUUGAGGAUUUAUCCAAAGAACAAAUUGAAAAACUUUUUGAAAGAGGUAAACAAACUUUGGAAAUUGAUAAUCAAACCUACUAUGACGAGUUCACAAAAGACUCGUCCCAGGCAAAGUUCAUGUCCCAAAUUCUGUCAGACGGUACACUCAACGAUAAAAUAUCUGCUGUGACUUUACUGAUCCAAGAUUCGCCAUUACACAACACUAAAUCUUUAGAAACUCUUGCGUCCUACUGCGGUAAGAAAUCGAGGAAUUCGGCUUUACAGAGUUUAAACGCCUUGAAGGAUUUAUUUUUAAGUGGUCUUUUGCCAAAUAGGAAGCUAAGGUACUUUAAAAAUCAACCAGGUUUAUCAAUGAUGCUGAGUAAAAAAACUCUGGCCGUUUUCUAUUUUGAAGACUACAUAAAAAAAUUGUUUUUUCGUGUUUUGGAGGUCUUAGAAGUGUUGUCUCAUGAUCCAAUUAUUCACGUCAGAUUGCAGGUAUUAAACCAUGUAUUUGAUUUAUUAAGCAAUCAGCCAGAACAAGAAUUCAACUUGCUAAAAUUAGGUGUGAACAAGAUUGGUGAUAUUGAUUCCAAAGUUUCUUCAAAAGCUUCUUACUUAUUAUUAAAGUUAGAACAAGCUCAUCCAAAUAUGAAAUCUGUUGUCAUCGAUGCUAUUGUUGAUAUCGUUUUAAGACCCAACGCUGAUUAUCAUACCACCUAUUAUUCCGUCAUUACUUUAAAUCAAACAAUCUUGAAAAGAUCAGAAGAUUCUGUCGCUAACAAGUUGGUGAAAACAUAUUUUACUCUAUUCGAAAAAUUCUUGAUUAACACCGAUAAAGAUCACGCUGACGGCACUGCAAAGAGCAAUUCAAAGUCAUAUGAAGAGAAGAGGAAGAAGAAUUUCAAAAAAGGUCAGCACGGUGGUAAAUCUGUAAAGAACGAAAAAACAGAAAGCGAAGUUUUGGAUGAAAAGAACUCAAAGCUGUUCAGUGCUUUAUUAACGGGUAUCAAUCGUGCGUUCCCAUUUGCUCAAAUUCCGGCUUCAGUUUAUGAAAUCCAUAUGGAAACUCUUUAUAAGAUCACACAUUCUUCAAAUUUCAACACUUCCAUUCAAGCGCUGGUCUUGAUUAAUCAAGUCACUGUCAAAGCGAAAUUGAAUAGUGAUCGAUACUAUAGAACACUAUACGAAAGUUUAUUUGACCCAAGGUUGGUGAAUUCCUCUAAGCAGGGUAUUUAUUUGAAUUUACUUUACAAAUCAUUAAAACAAGAUGAAUCAAAUGUAGAGCGUGUAGAAGCUUUUGUCAAAAGAAUCCUUCAGGUUUGCUCUCAUUGGAUAAAUGUUGGUACCAUUGCUGGUUUUUUCUACUUAUUGAUCCAAUUGGCCAAAACAGUGCCACAAAUAAAAAACCUUUUAACUAACACGCCAGUCGAUCAUGAGUACGAAUCCGAUGCUGAAGAGGAACCAGAAAACAAAAACAGUAAAAAAAAAGAAUACGAUGGCCGUAAGCGUGAUCCAAAAUUUGCUAAUGCGGACAAGUCUUCAUUAUGGGAGAUUAGUCAAUUCAUUAACCAUUUUCAUCCUACUGUACAAACAUACGCAGGAGCGUAUGUCACAGGAGAAACAGAAGAAAUAUCUAAACCGGACUUGGGCCUAUUCACGUUAUCACAUUUCUUAGAUAGGUUUGUCUACAGAAGUGCUAAGCAAACUAACGCCACAAGGGGUGCAUCUAUCAUGCAGCCCUUGUUUAGUGGUUCACGAAUUAACGACUCUGUUUUGGUCAAGGCAUCAGAUGUUAUGCAUGACCAAAACCCUGUUAACACUGAAGACUGGCUUACUAAAAAGAUCAAAGAUAUCAAACCUGAAGAUAAAUUCUUUUACCAGUAUUUCACCACCAAGAAGACAGCCGAUAGAAAAGGAAAUAAAUCUAACAAGGAGUCUAACUUUGAUAGUGAUGAUGAAAUGAAUGAAGAUGAAAUUUGGAGUGCUUUGGUUAAAUCUAGACCUGAUGUAGAAGAUGAUAGUGACGAAAGUGAGCUUGACUUCGGUGAAGAGGAUUUCAGUGAAUCGAGUGGUGAAGAUGAAGCCAAACUGGAUGUAGUUGACGCGGAAGACGUUGAAAACGAAGACGAUCAAGAUAGUGAUGAGGAAGAGGGUCUCGAUGAGGAUAUAUUCUACAGCUUUGAUGGAGAAGGGAAUACUGGGGACAAAAAACGUUCUCUUGCUGAAAGUGAUGAAGAAGUCGAGGGCAUAGAAGAAGAAAAAGAAGAAGAUAUGGAGGCUGCUGCAAAAAGGGCAAAGAAGAAGCAAAGAAAAAAUAUGCUCAAAAGCUUACCAGUAUUUGCGUCCGCAGAAGAUUAUGCUCAAUAUUUAGAUCAAGAUUCAGAGUAG